Molecule: messenger RNA, 1564 nt
Organism: Triticum aestivum (bread wheat)
Lineage: Eukaryota; Viridiplantae; Streptophyta; Magnoliopsida; Poales; Poaceae
Exons: 2
Coding region: 97-633 (178 amino acids)
Source: RefSeq, a predicted model, not a curated record
GCAAAAUCGCUCACACUCCCCAUCUUCUCUCCCCGAGGGUUCCUUCCUGGCGGCUGGGUGCUCUUCCGCCGGCGUCCAACUCCGAUCCACCUCCCGAUGGCCACCGAUAAGAAAGGGGAAUUACUGCUGACGGAGAUCCCAGACCACCCCCUGACGGAGAUCCUCCUCCGCGCAUGCGCCGCCUGCAGCACCUUCCGUCGAAUCGCCACCGAUGGCUCCUUCCGCCGCCGAUUCCGCCGCCUCCACGCCCCGCCACUCCUUGGCUUCGUCGACCGCGAAGGGUUCCACCCGCCCCUCCCGCCUCACCCCGCGGCGCCGGUCGCCCGCGCGCUUGCCCGCGUCGCCGACUUCUCCUUCUCCUUCCUCCCCUCCCACUGCAGCUGGACUGUCAGGGACGUCCGCGACGGCCGCGUCCUCCUCGCCCGCGACACCGACCACCAGGAGGAUGAGCAACCCCCAGUAUUCAUGGACCUCGUGGUGUGUGACCCCUUGCACCGGCGAUUCAUCCUGCUUCCCCCGGUUCGGUGGAGGACCCAGACCCUGUAUUUUGCGGGUGCUUCUGCGAGCCCAGCCUCAUCCCCCCCAGCGAGGACGAGGCGGCGGCGGCUGUGGAAGAGACGGCGUUCAGAGUGAUCUGGUUCGCGCAUUCCAACAUCAAGGUAUACAUCCUCGUCUUCUCUUCGAGCACUAGACAAUGGCGAGCCGCUGCAUCCCAGGGCUUGACGGAUUUGCUCACUGGGGAGGGCCAGUUGACCAUGAUUACACCGCAGCACCCUUUGUUUCGCGGGCACUAUUAUGCUUGUGGAUGCGUCUAUUGGAAGUGGAUGACAAAUGAAAGGUGGAAGAAGUUGCUGGUUCUGGAUACUCGGAGGAUGGAGUUCUCGAUUGCUGACCUGCCACUCGAAGCAUGGAACAUGGCAGAUAUAGCUAUCGUGGAGGCAGGGGAAGACAAGCUUGGGCUGUUUGGUCUUCGUGAUGAAUUUGCGGAUGUCCUGUGUUACAUCGUUGGACGAAAACAAGGUGAGAAUCUUAGCCACUGGCAGACGGAGAAGACAAUCUCGCUAGAUUAUAGCUACCAGCAUUGUAUCGGAGCUACAACAGGGAGGUAUUUGCUCCUAGAAAGGGAAGAAGGCUCGCUGUUUAGGUGGCUUGGGUUGGACUCGCUAAAUAUGGAAUAUUUCUCACUUGAUGUCGAGACAUUGCAUCUUGAGAGAGUUUGCGAUAAACCUAUCUCGUCUGGCACAUCAAGGACACACUUAUAUACCAACUUCCCACCACCGUUGCUGUCUUCACCGACAAUAUGAAGGGAUUCCAUGGAGUCAUAGUCAGAUCAACAUUCAUGUCACAAAACUCAGAGAGAUUGUGAUUGCAACACCAUGGAUUUCUCGCAGAAGGUGGCCACAGCUUGCUUACAAGAUGUGGGAAUCUGCGGUGCUGCACUUGGUACUACUGGUCAUUUUGCCAUUCAUGUUCACAUGGCUUAAUUAGUAGUGGUUGUUUUUCUUGUUCUUCUGGGAAAGCUAAUGGAACAUAACUGUGUUAUCUGUUGUCUUGUUUGUUCAAA